This is a messenger RNA of Patella vulgata (common limpet), 1417 nucleotides long. Its product is annotated as beta-1,3-glucan-binding protein. Gene Ontology annotation, molecular function: hydrolase activity, hydrolyzing O-glycosyl compounds. Bases 365 to 1375 code for a protein of 336 amino acids. The transcript has 10 exons. Gene Ontology annotation, biological process: carbohydrate metabolic process. Lineage: Eukaryota; Metazoa; Mollusca; Gastropoda; Patellidae. The record is from RefSeq and is a predicted model, not a curated record.
CACGUGACAUCCUUACCCAGCAAUCACGCGACAUUCACCACACUUGUGUUGAUAUUUGUCGUGUUUGUAAUAUCUUUUGUAUGUGAAACUUCACAGGGUUUUUACCACUUUGCCCAUUAGAGUAACAUCGUUCCAGGACAUCAUCGCUCUUUGAUAUUAUUUGUGGGAGUGCGUUAAGCUGAUCAGACGCGUCCGAUUCGUUGAUAGCUUCUACUUUGCUGCGGACAAGGCCUUAUCAGAACUGCCAACGAAGGAGUUGUCGGCAAGCCGACAAAACAGUACAAGGGAUAAAAAUAAAGUUUGAAAAUAUUGUGAUGGUAAUUUGUGCAUAAUUUCUGAAGAAGAUCAUUGAUUGAGCACAAAAAUGGAAACAAGUAGCCGAGGAACUGUCGUAUUUCAUGAUGAUUUUACUGGUAAUACAUUAGAUAAAAAUAAGUGGUAUCACGAAGUCACAGCUAAUGGUGGAGGGAAUGGCGAAUUUCAAGUGUAUACACCAGAGGCAGCUAAUACUUUUAUCAGAAAUGGUGUGCUAUAUCUUAAACCUACACUUACAUCCGAUAAAUUUGGUAAAGAAUUUUUGCGUAGUGGAACCUUAGACCUCAAUGCUCAGUGGGGUUGCUGUACUGCCAGUUGGGAAAAUGGUUGUCUCAGAGAAGGAAGUCAAAGUAAUAUACCACCAAUUAUGUCAUCUAAAAUCUACUCAAAAGCCAGCAUCAGACAUGGUAGAGUCGAUGUCGUCGCUCAAAUACCAAAAGGCGAUUGGCUAUGGCCUGCAAUAUGGAUGCUUCCUCAAGGUACAAAAUAUGGUUACUGGCCCAAGUCAGGUGAAAUUGACAUUAUGGAAUCACGUGGUAACGUACUGUUGAACUCUGGUGGAAGUCCCCAAGGUGCAGCUAGAGUUCUAUCAACAAUUCAUCUUGGUACAGAUGCUGGUGGUGGUCAUAGACAUCAUGGUGAUGCCAAAGUGGCUCCAAAUGGUAAAACCUGGGCUGAUGAUUUUCAUACUUACAGUUUAGACUGGACAGAGGAUCAUAUCAAAACGAUGAUUGAUAAACAGCCUGUUCUAGCCUGGAACACACCACCAGAAGGUUAUUUUAAGCAUGAAAAUUUGGGAGGUAGUAAUAUCUGGUCGAGUGGUGGAAAAGAUGCUCCUUUUGAUACUAAUUUUGCUUUAAUAUUAAGUGUAGCUGUUGGUGGAGAUAGAGGUUACUUUCCUGAUGAUUGGAAUAAUGGUGCUAAUGGCGCGAAACCAUGGACAAAUUUUGCUUCAACCGCCAUGACGGAUUUCUGGAACAACCGUCAACAAUGGCAGAAAACAUGGCAUGGCGAUGAUGUAGCCAUGAAAAUUAAAAGUGUCACCAUGACGCAAUACUAAACGCUUACAUAUCAUUUGAAAAUAAAACAAAUAUGCAUUGGG